Molecule: messenger RNA, 1938 nt
Organism: Prunus mume (Japanese apricot)
Lineage: Eukaryota; Viridiplantae; Streptophyta; Magnoliopsida; Rosales; Rosaceae
Source: RefSeq, a predicted model, not a curated record
AAAGGAGUAAUUGGGAUGAAGCCCUAGAGAGGUUCUUUCCAAACAGUGUGAUCAAACCCUCGAGCUGGCCAAGAUCUAAGCUAAUCUACCAUCGAUUUGCUCUCAGUGCGUUUGGUGUCCAGAUAAUAUUAAACGUGCCGCUCAUUCUAUGCUUAAUCCAUGUAUUAUCAUAGGGUUGUCCACACCUGAACGGUUCACUAAGCCCAACCGUAACAUCUCUCCACGCAACCUCUCAGUCUCCGCACUCGACACCCUUCCCAUCCUUCUCGUUUCUCUCACUUUGUCCGGAACCGUAACAUCCAAACGCCGGCGAUUCUCUCCGUCCGCCCAUAACCACCGCUGAUCUCUCUGUCUUCUUCAGACACCCGAUUCCUUCUAACACCUUGAAUCCCUCCUUUCUCGUCCCAUUUUCCUCGAAUAAUCUCUCCUCUCCCUCAGUCCCGAUUUCUCUCUCACUCUCUGUUACAAUUUAAGUCACGAAUCGUCGAAUCCUGUUCCAUUUCUGAGAUAUUUAACUUCAUUUUCGUCACCAAUUGCCUCUGUUCUGGUGGUUUACUGGGCUACGAGCUGAAGAUCAAUCUAUGGAAGAGGGCUUGCAAUGUAACCCUAAGACCCAGAAGGUGAUUACAUUGCGAUCUCCGCCGUUGUGGGUCGCAAUGUAACCCUAUGCUAAGUUGAUGUAAACAAGCUACGUAUCUGAGUCAUCGUGCUCCAUCAUUUCCAAUCAGGGCUUGCAGAGAGAGAAAGGGGAAUCAGAGUAUUAGGGUUAGCGCCUGAAGUGAUUGCAUUGCGAUCUCCGCUGUUGAGGUGAAAGGAGGACUCCAAAAGGGGCAACAUUUAUUGGCAAAUUCAAUGCAUUUUAUGUAAUUCAAGUUUAAAAAGGAAGUUUCAAUGGCCAAGAAAUCUGUAACACAACGAAGGUUAACAAAACUUGAUGUCUACCUAUACAUACCCAAUAUAAUUGGGUACAUAAGGGUUCUUAUGAACUGUUUUGCGUUUGCUCAGUGCUUCUCCAACAAGCAGCUUUUCUCAAUUCUCUAUUUUGUCAGCUUUGUCUGUGAUGGCGUAGAUGGUUGGUGUGCUCGUAAAUUCAAUCAAGUUUCAACCUUUGGAGCUGUUUUGGACAUGGUGACAGAUAGGAUAAGCACUGCGUGUCUCUUGGUAGUUCUUUCACAAGUAUACCGGCCUGGCUUGGUUUUCCUCUCAUUGCUUGCCUUAGAUAUUGCCAGCCACUGGCUGCAGAUGUACAGUACUUUCCUGUUAGGCAAGGCUAGUCACAAGGAUGUGAAAGACAGCACUAAUUGGCUUUUUAAAGCGUACUACGGGAAUCGGAUGUUUAUGGCUUACUGUUGUGUAGCUUGUGAGGUGCUUUAUAUAAUUCUAUUUCUUCUUGCAAAGAACGAAACUGAGAGCUUGAUUGAUGUUUUAACUGGACUUGCAAAGCAUAUUACACCUCUUUCUGUUCUUGUUGGUUUGAGUUUAUUUGGAUGGGCCGUCAAGCAAGCAGUCAAUCUUAUACAGUUGAAGACAGCGGCAGAUGUGUGCGUGCUUCAUGAUAUCAACAAAAAGCAGAGCCCCUAAUGCAAAUCAACUUCUAUGACCUGAGUUGCAUUCAACAUUCAGCCUUGCUGCCCAGUUCUUCAUGUUCAAAUGUGUAACCCGCGAGUGGGAUUGCUUUAUUUUAACGAGACAUAAAAUGAAGAAAGAAUUGUAAUGCCCUUUCUUUCAUUGAUUUAAUUUUAAAUUUAAAUUUUUUUGAGUGAACCGCGUAGCACAAAAUUUGAUACUUUGACAUUUUUCUUAACCUUAAAAGGAAGAAAGAAAAAAAAAACGGCAUGCUCUAAUUCCCGAGCGUCUUUCUUCUAGUUAGUUGUGUAUGAUGUGAAUCCAAACUCCGCAAAAGAUUUGUCAAUUGAAAUGAUAAUGAUGAUUAUUUGA